Molecule: messenger RNA, 525 nt
Organism: Knipowitschia caucasica
Lineage: Eukaryota; Metazoa; Chordata; Actinopteri; Gobiiformes; Gobiidae
Source: the annotation of a GenBank genome assembly
AUGUGGGUGAUUCGCUGGAAUGAAGUUCUGGAAGAGUCCGGAACAAUCCUGAUGUUUGCAUUCAGCAGGAGACCAGAAAGAGUCACGAUGGUACGAACAGGAGACCGAGGAGACGCACCACCUCCUCAUCAGCAGGAGACCGAGGAGACGACCACCUCCUCAUCAGCAGGAGACCGAGGAGAUGCACCACCUCCUCAUCAGCAGGAGACCGAGGAGACGACCACCUCCUCAUCAGCAGGAGACCGAGGAGAUGCACCACCUCCUCAUCAGCAGGAGACUGAGGAGACGCACCACCUCCUCAUCAGCAGGAGACCGAGGAGAUGCACCACCUCCUCAUCAGCAGGAGACCGAGGAGACGCACCACCUCCUCAUCAGCAGGAGACCGAGAAGACGCACCACCUCCUCAUCAGCAGGAGACCGAGGAGACGACCACCUCCUCAUCAGCAGGAGACCGAGGAGAUGCACCACCUCCUCAUCAGCAGGAGACCGAGGAGAUGCACCACCUCCUCAUCAGCAGGAGACUGA